AUGCACGGUAUCCAAUCAGCGAUAUAUGUACCUUGGAUGAUUGGAAUGACUACAGGAGAAGCAGCUUUCAAAGCGGCUCGGUACUUGGAUAACGACGGUGAAUUGGCUGCUGAAAUAAACGAUUAUUCUGAGAUUUUGUUUCCAAUAACAAUGCAAUAUCUUUGGGAUACCAAAGUAAAACAUUUAAAUUACAUUUCACGAACUAUCCGGACUCGUUACUUCGGAAGUGGAGAAAUCAACGAAAGCACAGCUAAUGAAAUGACUUCGAUGUAUUCGGAUGGUCUUUUUACUUUAUGUACUUUGAAUGCAAUUCACUCUUAUCCUGGUCCGAAAUAUGUAUAUCUGUACAAUUACAGAGGAAAUUAUUCGAUGUCGGUGCAAAAUAUUAUCGCAAAUUGUGACCAAUUUCUAGGCGUUAGCCAUGCAGAUGAAGUAAAUUUGUUCUUCCAACGAGAAGAUACUUGCGAUUUUCUUACCAAUGAUGAUAUAACGUUUGGUGACGAAUUGAUUAAAAGAUGGAUUAAUUUUGCCAAUUCGAGUGAUCCUAAUUUACCGAUGAAAAUAAACGAGACCAUAAUGAGUGCUUGGGAGCCAAUGACGUCUAACAAAGUCGAAUACAUUUUUCUUGAUUGGAAUGGUACUAUGUCAACCGAUAUGUACAAGGAAGAGUACAUGUUUUGGAAAAGUUUACCACUUGGUAGCAAAUAUUAUGAGAAUGGAAAGUCGUGA
This is a messenger RNA of Planococcus citri (citrus mealybug), 729 nucleotides long. RefSeq names its product venom carboxylesterase-6-like. Lineage: Eukaryota; Metazoa; Arthropoda; Insecta; Hemiptera; Pseudococcidae. The record is from RefSeq and is a predicted model, not a curated record. The coding region runs from base 1 to 729 and encodes 242 amino acids. The transcript is spliced from 5 exons.